Molecule: messenger RNA, 4733 nt
Organism: Hyla sarda
Lineage: Eukaryota; Metazoa; Chordata; Amphibia; Anura; Hylidae
Gene: TMCC3
Product: transmembrane and coiled-coil domain family 3
Exons: 5
Coding region: 135-1565 (476 amino acids)
Cellular component (GO): endomembrane system
Source: RefSeq, a predicted model, not a curated record
UAGGCACAGCAUACUCCCGGGCUGCACACACAGUACAGCACGGCUCCAUGGUGCUGUUUAUGCCCGGCUGACUAUGUGCCCACACUGACACCGUUCACCAUUCCUCCAGGUGGCACACAAUUCCUCCAGACACCAUGCCGGGCAGCGACACGGGAAUAGCCGUGGACAGGACUUACUCCGAUCCCGAGAGACACCAGAGGACCAAGACCAGGGUGGACAGGUCUGAUAUGAACACACUCAGCUUGCCUCUAAACAUCAGACGUGGAGGAUCGGAUACCAACCUUAACUUCGAUAUACCUGAUGGUAUCUUAGACUUUCACAAAGUCAAACUCUCUACUGACAGCCUAAAGCAGAAAAUUCUGAAAGUAACCGAGCAGAUUAAAAUUGAACAAAGUGCCCGUGAUGGCAAUGUGGCAGAGUACUUGAAACUGGUAAACAGUGCAGAUAAACAGCAGGCAAGUCGAAUUAAACAAGUGUUUGAAAAGAAGAACCAGAAAUCUGCUCACUCGAUAGCACAGCUGCAGAAAAAACUAGAACAAUAUCAUAAAAAGUUAAAGGAACUAGAGCAAAAUGGCUCCACCACCAAAAGUACCAAGGAUAUUUCCAAAGAUAACUUGAAAGACCUUCAACAUUCACUAAAAGAUGUCUCCAGCACUUCUCGGCCUGCUGCACCAGUGGAAUCUUUAAAAAUGGGUAUGCCGGGGGUAUCCUUGACUCCGCCAAUGUUUGUUUUUAACAAAUCAAGGGAGUUUGCAAACCUUAUUAAAAAUAAGUUUGGAAGUGCCGAUAACAUCGCUCAUCUUAAGAAUUCCCUUGAUGACUUUCACUCAGAAACCAGUUCCCGGAAUUUGAGUGGUAGUGCCACAAUAAUGACAAAACCAAAGUAUGUCAGCGAUGAUGAGUGUUCGAGUGGGACAUCUGGCUCUGCAGACAGCAAUGGAAACCAGCCAUUUGAUGCUGGGCGGACAAAUACUAAUGACAGUCAACAUCUUGCCGUCUUUCUAGAUGAACUGAGAGAAAUAAGAGAAGCUCAGUCUCAGCUGGUAGAAGACAUUGAGACCCUUAAAUUACAAUUUAAAAGAGAGUAUGCCCUUAUUUCACAAACAUUACAUGAUGAAAGAUACAGGUUUGAAAGGCUUGAGGACCAACUGAAUGACCUGACUGACCUUCAUCAGCAUGAGACCACCAACUUGAAGCAGGAUUUGGCCAGCAUUGAAGAAAAGGUUGCCUACCAGGCUUAUGAAAGGUCUAGGGAUAUGCAGGAAGCUUUGGAAACCUGUCAGACGCGUGUUUCUAAACUGGAGCUUCACCAGCAGGAACAAUUAUCUGUACAGUCUGAAGCUGUGAACGCCAAAGUACUCUUGGGCAAAUGCAUAAACAUUCUCUUGGCCUUAAUCACUGUUAUCCUGGUUUUUGUGUCAACUAUUGCAAAGUUCACAGCUCCAAUGAUGAAGAGUCGUCUCCACAUAUUUUGCACUUUUUUUGCAGUGACAUUGUUUGCCAUUCUUUAUAAAAACUGGGACCACUUAUUAUGUGCCCUUGAACAGGACUGUUACGGAAGGUGAGUCUUGUAUUGGAAAUGGGAAUGGUCUUGUCUAUUCCCCACGUCUGGACUGUUGAAGUGUUGUCUGGACAUUCAUGGCCUACCAAAGUUGUUCUUGCUUCAUGACGAUAUUCAUAAUUUGGAUCUAAACAUUCUUAUCGGACUCAAUGGCAAACCUAAUGGAUCUUGAUGUAAAUAUGAUUGUGUUCUCUUAAAUUGUUUGGCGUUUAGAUUUUUGUUUACCUGUUGAAUGAACACACAGGUUACAUACAAAAACAUGCAAAUUGUUUUCCUAGUAAUGUUGCUGGGUGGAUCAUGUAGUAAUUUUUUUAAUUCAUGAUUUUGUUUUUUUACAUUGAGGUUCCAGUAAAGGGGUUAGGCCAUCUUCGUAGAUUUGCCACAGUUAUGUCUGUUAAUAUGAUUUCUAUAAGGUAAAAUGUAAGAUAAAUGAUCAGUGGGCCUGAAUAUCCCCAAAAUGUAUACACCAUAAAGCAACUGAAAAGGUUUUGUACAGGGACCUUCACAAGAGAAUACAUUGAAAUCAAGAACAUUUGCAGUUGGGGGGGGGGGGGGGGUUGCUUAUGCCAAACCGGUUUUUGACAACAUGCUUAACAAUGUUUUCCAUCUAUUGUUUAUAGAACACAUACUAUUCCCUUCAUUCAUGGAAAGGUUUAGUCACACAUGGCAGAUUUGUGGCAGCAGUUCCUGCAACUGUCCCAUUUAGGGUAGGGUCCCGCGUAGCGUAUACACAGCAUAUUUAUUUCAUACUGCGCCAAAUCUACUGCAUAUUCUUCUAUGAUCAGACACACAGGGCUUCUUGUGGCAGUUGUGUUUGUGUGUGUUUGUGUCUGUUUGUGUCGUUUGGAUGAGGGUCUGCAUUACAGGCACGCGGGCUCACCACCAAACCUCGAUGCACACACAAGACUGCCGCCGGGCAGCCCUGCAUGUCUGCUCAUAGGAGAAUACGCAGUGGAUUUUGUGCUGAUUGAAAUAUGCUGCAUGUGACCCUACCCAUAGAUAUAAAAGGCUUUCAAAAAUCUGUGCUUGCCCCUGCAACAACCCAGUUCACAGGGACAAAACUACAAGGUGGGAGUAUGCCCUAAUUGACAUAAUAGAAUCACAUUUUAACUUAAACUUUUAUUACAUUGGAAAACAAUUAGUUACUGGGAUCACCUACUCAGAUUUUUAAGCUUUUGUACAACUGCAACAUGCACUUAUAGGAAAGUUUCACACUAGCACCUAAGAUGUGCAUUUUUGUGUUUAUUACAGAAGCAAGUCCUGCCGCUGGGAACCCCUGCAAUCUCUCUUGCAGCACCCCCUGUCAUCUUGUGCUCGGAAGGGAACUUCACUCUGUGCCUGAUGACUGGCGAUACGGGGGCCCGGAGGAUCGUCACUGCCCUGCCCCCUCGUGAUGUCAUGCCCCGCCCCCUCAAUGCAAGUCUAUGGGAGGGGGCGUCGCAGCCGUCACGCUCCCUUCCAUGGGCUUGCAUUGAGGGGGCUUGGCGUCACGAUCCUCAGGCCCCUGUAUCGUCACUCAUCAGGCACAGAGCCAAUUUUGCUCUGUGCAUAAGAUGACAGGGGGCGCUGCAAGAGAUAUCACGGGGGUUCCAAGCGGCGGGACCCCAGCGAUCAGACAUCCUAUCCCCUAUCCUUUGGAUAGGGGAUAAGAUGUCUAGGGGCGGAGUACCCCUUUAAGUUACCAAGAAGUCAGGAACACAGGGUUUAUUAUAGAUCUGCAUGGCAGAAUUUUUUAAUCAAGACUAUCUGCAGUUGUUCGGUUUUCUUAUGUAAGACCAAUAAAGAACUUGACCAAUAACAUUAGUUACGAAGAUAUGUUAAUGCAUGUAUAUAAAUGCAUGUAUGUAUAUAGCACACCUAACAUGCUAAUGCUAACUGAAUUAGAUAAUGACUAAAUAGAACAGGUGAGAAAUGGUUUGUGAUCAUGAAUUUAUGUUUGUCAAGUAUGCUUGUGGAUCUGUGUUCAAAUUGCUUUUUUUUCUGGGAUUUAUGUUUCCCAUACUAAACCUGUUUACACUUAAAAUAUGCACUGCUGCUGCUUGGCCUCUUCAUGUCACAUAGGAGGAUUUGCAUUACAUUUAUUUGCACAAUUUAAAUUUUCAUUGGAAGCCACUUAUUGCACAUUUCUAAACUGUGAACAGAGUGGUUUAAUUGUGCAAUAACUUAUGCAAAAUAAGAGUGUAUUUUCUGCAUUCUCUAUUUUGAUACAAUGUAUAUAGAGAAAAUAGUUUUAUCAGAAUUAUAUGGCAAACUAGAUACGGAGGUGUGCAAUGGAACCCAGAUAUAGAGGUUAGAUAUAUUCUUAGGUAAAUACAGACUAUGAAAAGUGACAAUUGGCCAGUGUGCAAAAGUAUUCUUUUCCAAUUUUUAAGACCAUGUUCACACGUCCGAAAUUUUGCAGAAAGGACGAACCUUCCAUUCCUUCUGUGGAAUCCACAGGGAAUGCUUUCCCGUGCGGUCCUAGUGCCGGUAUGUGAUGCUGGCACCUGCAGUCUGUGUAAUGUCCGCACAGAGAUUUUCUGUGCGGAUAUUUGGGACAUGUGAACAUGAACCCUACAGCAGGAACGUCUUUGAAGAUAACUGUAACAGCUUGACUUUUCUGUGUCUGAUUCUUUAGUAUUGCACAUGCAGACUAUUGUCACUCUUCUGCAGAUGACUUCUGUAACUAGUGAUAGGUUAUCUUAUGGUUAGUAAUACCCCAUUUACAAGCAUGCAUGCAUGGGUAUAAAUUCUUAUUUUUUCAUAAAUGGUAACAUUACUGCUGUGCAGGCUGCUAAGUGAUUCUUCACCUAUAUUUUCAGUUUAGUUCUGCUCCCAUAAUAAACUUCAGUUACCUCUACUGUGUUGUCAGUAAAGUUGUACUGAAUCUAAAGCUACUGACAGCUAUGCUGACAAAGUCAGGUUUGCACAUUUUUACAUGUGACUUCAGGAAACACCUUUAAGACAAAUAAAUGAAGGUCAUUUAUUGCCUUCUUUUGUUACCACUUUUCUACUGAGGAGUUAUGUAUUGCAGGUUUAGAAACUCAAUAUACAAUAUAUGUGUCCACAACGUCCUAAAACCCCUGGAUCAUUAGGACAUGUUAAAGGGGUACUCCCAUGGAAAACUUUAUUUUUUUUUUUAUUUUUUUUUUUAUCAACUGGUGCCAGAAAGUGAAAUAGAUUUGUAAAUUAC